GAAAAAGACAAACUCUAGAUCAAAGCUCAGUGGACAGCUUGGCUACGAGUGAGGAUUUCAAAUGGAGUCAGCAGUUUCACAAAUUCUUCGAACUGCAGCACCACUAACCAGCUUCACCACUGCCCUGGAUGACACCACAGAAGCAAACACGACUCGCGCAGAAACAAAUGCCUCUUGUGAAUUUUCAAAGAUCCCCUCUCACCCUGUUUUCAUAUUUGCAUAUUCAUUACUGUUUCUCGUCAGUCUGGUGCUUAACUGCGUCACAAUGCGGGUGUAUUUCUGCACCAAUCAGCGUGUCCAGUCCAGCGUAACAGUCUACAUGAAGAACCUGGCCGCAGCUGACUUCUUCCUUUGCCUUUGUUUGCCUUUGCGCAUUGCUAACUAUGCCAACAGUUCAGAUAUAAUGCGUGAUAUUUACUGCAGCUUUGGAGCAACAGCAUUCUAUAUAAACAUGUAUGCAAGCAUCCUCUUCAUGGACUUUAUUGCUGUAAACAGGUACCUGAAGAUUGUCCGGCCGUUGGAGACUCAUGCUCUGCAGACGGUUCGUACCGCUCGACACAUUUCCAUAGGAACGUGGCUUUCCCUGUUAGCCAUGUCUUCCAUUUACUUGAUCCUCUUCCUCCUGACCUCUUGGGGUAAUGUUCACAAGCCUGAGAAACGCGGCUGCGAGGCCUUACACAGUCCCCUGCUCAGUCUGGUCUACAAAGUCACUCACAGUGUGUCUAUGGCGCUCUUCACUUUUGUGCUGGUGUCUCUGAUUGCUUUGUACUGGGGGACUUUGCAAAAGAUCAAACAAGCUCAGUUGUCCACACAGACCACAUCCAGAAGCCAUAAAUUCAGGAAAUCGAAGCGCAACAUGCUGGUGCUCGUGGUGGUUUUUUGUGUGUGCUUUGUGCCCUACCAUUUGGUUAGGCUGCCUUAUGCAUUCUUCAAACCUCAGACGAAACUCUGCACGGCGCAGGCGUUCUACGUCCUGAAGGAGCUGACUGUCCUGCUAUCGGUGCUCAAUGCCUGUCUGGAUCCACUUAUAUACUUUAUCUUCUGCAAAGCCUUCAGAGCUCAGCUAAGCCUCAGGAAGAUGUCAGAUUCUCCGAGAGACAGCGACGAUAAAAGCCAGCAAAGAAGAAUGAGCAACAUGUUGAGUUACCUUGAGACAAAGAUAUCCACGUUACGACGUGGAAGUGUCAUUUAAUACAAAACUUCCCUGGAGGGAUUUCAAUUUGUCUUACUAACAACGAAACAAACUGUGCGAUGUAGAUGACGGCUCAUUACAUCUAACGCAGUGUAAUA
Sinocyclocheilus rhinocerous is the source of this 1290-nucleotide messenger RNA. Its product is annotated as P2Y purinoceptor 14-like. Gene Ontology annotation, molecular function: G protein-coupled purinergic nucleotide receptor activity. The transcript is spliced from 3 exons. Bases 62 to 1192 code for a protein of 376 amino acids. Gene Ontology annotation, cellular component: membrane. Gene Ontology annotation, biological process: G protein-coupled receptor signaling pathway. The record is from RefSeq and is a predicted model, not a curated record. NCBI's taxonomy places the organism in Eukaryota, Metazoa, Chordata, Actinopteri, Cypriniformes, Cyprinidae.